Molecule: messenger RNA, 2079 nt
Organism: Capronia coronata CBS 617.96
Lineage: Eukaryota; Fungi; Ascomycota; Eurotiomycetes; Chaetothyriales; Herpotrichiellaceae
Exons: 2
Coding region: 1-2079 (692 amino acids)
Source: RefSeq, a predicted model, not a curated record
AUGCCUCCUCCAGGCUACGUGUUUCGCGACGGCGGUACCACUCCACCCGCAGAAGAGCAUCCCGACCCUGAGGUUCGCAGACAGGCCCUCGAGGCAAACAAACCAAUCACUGCCACCUCGCAGGCUCCUUUAGGGCAAAACACAUCUACCAGUCAUCAACUGGCCACAGAGACCCAAGAAAUCCAGGGCGCCGCACAGAGGGCCGGUAAGGAAGACACAACAACCAAUCUAGGAUGGCAAGCCAACGCUGUAGGUGUAGAAACUUUGGUGGGUGGACUGCCAAACGAUGAGUUAUGGACGUUGCAAAUGUACCAUGUCAAAGCUAUCCCUCAGGCACCGCCCGGGGGGCUCGACCUCAAUAUUGCCGAAGAAGAUGAAUUCUCCCCUGACAAGCUCCGCUCCACUUUGGAACGACUGUACAUGACCGUUAUUGUUGGCCUAAUUGGAUUUGGAAAGCAUAUUGCCAGAUUGCGAUCAUGGCGAGAACCCCGUCGAACCGCCGGUUUUGCAGCCGUCUACUUCCUAGCCUGGAUCCUCGACAUGGUCAUGCCGACGCUCUUCGCCGUCAUCAUUGUCCUCAUCACCGUACCCCAGUCUCGCCAGAUCCUCUUCCCUCCAGCACCCUUGGCUUUGGUCAGUCAUAAGAGUGGUGGUGUUCAGAAACCAAAGGCCGGGGUCCUGGGUAGUCAUGACAGCGUGACCGGCGCACCGGAGAAGUACAAGGGCGAGGCUGUCGAGCAGGAAGCUAGUAAUCUGGUCACAGGCAUCGCCUCGGUGGCUAUCUCGAGUGCUGCUGGACGGCACGAUCCAGCAAAUCCGGACGAAGAGGGCGGAAGCAAGACCCUCGAUGGCGGCAUGCCUGAUCCGACCAAGAUAGCCUCGGCCGCCGCUGAUGCCUCGUCGUCCGCACAAGGUGGCACCCCAGAAGCGGCGCAUGACAAAACCAAGCAACCGAUGGAAGAGACCGUGUGGAAACAGAUGCGACCAGUGAUGCACGUGCUCAACGAUGUCUCUGACACGUGGGAGCGGUUCGCCAACGCGUUGUCGCCCACUCCGCCGUUCUCGUCUCAGAAGCGACUGCAACUGGGGGCCAUCUUUGCUCCUCUCCUUCUCAUCUCCCUCAUCACGCGACCUGAAUGGGUGGUCAAGGGUUCCACGUUCUUUGGCGGCUUUGCGUUCUUCUCCGACCCAUUGAUGCAACGAGGUAUUGCACUGCUGAAUGAGAAGAUUCCCGACUGGCCCAAGUAUCUGGAGAUUCGCAACACCCUCCUCAAAGGCGUCCCCACCAACGCUCAACUUACCAUUACGCUAUUGCGCAUCGGGGAAGCGAACCGGGCACCUCUGCCACCACCACCAAGCUCCAACGAACCUCCCGCCGAGAAACCGGCCGAAGUCGACAAAGAAGCCAUCACGAACAACGGACUUGACGCCUCCCAUUCGGAGAUUGAAGACGCCAUAACUGUGGACAAGCCUCCGAACGGCAUAGAACCAGUCGACGAUCAAGAGAGCAAGAAAAAGAAGAAGAGCGGCAUCGGCUCCAAGAUCAUGUCUGCCUUCAAGACCACCACGGCGGGGGGCGUCGAGACAAAGCUGACGGUGGAUGAAGUCAAAGCAACCCUGGGAUCACGUCAUGCCAAAGAGAAGUUGGGUGUCCUUCCUAGCAAGAGCGAGAUGAGGACCAAAGCGGUGGAAGGACCGGUGGAAUACCUGGGACGCUACAGUGGCCGCAAAGGAGCCGUGUAUGUGGACAGCUCGGUGUCUCCGGCCAGCGGCAACCGACCUGCCUCACCGUGUGUCUACUUCACGACCCAUCUGGAUGGCCAUGAGGCGGUGGAGACGAUGCCUCAUGAUCCGGAGUGGGCGGUGUCGAUUCCCGACCUGGCGGAAGUGAAGAAGGUGGGCGGAUUGGGAUGGAAGGGCAAGAUUGUGGUGGGAUGGGCAACCAGUCGCGAAGUCAAGGAUGGCAUCGAAUUGGUGACGAGGGAUGGCAAGAAGUAUCGUGUCAUGGCCAUCAAAGACCGCGAUGCCUUGUUCAACCGGUUGAUCUCGAUGGGGCAACAGGUUUGGGAGAGUUAUUGA